UCAGCUUGUAACGAGGUUAACAAACGUUGUACAUACGUACGGACAGCCGUCGCUGUAGUGACCGAUUUCGAUUGAGUUUAAGCGGAAAUUUUGGCAAUUAUUCUUGACUACUAUGUGCUUUCUUUGAAACCGACGAACCCGCUGCUUACUUCCAUGUGAAUUAUGCGAGUGUGGGGAUUUCUAAAACGAAAAUGCCGAAAAAGAGUGUAAAAGACUGGGCUGUAAAGGUGGUCGAAACGUUGACCAUCUUUCGGCGUAGUUUAAUUUUUCAAACGAAAGAGUUUUUUCAAAAUUCCACCUUACAUGGUGUACGGUACAUAGCCGAGUCCGGACGUCCGGUGGGUGAAAAAUUUAUGUGGUUUUGCUUUACAACAAUCGGCGCUGUGACUGCAUUGGUGAUAAUUAUGAGUUUGUGGGAGAAAUUUCAAACUAAUCCAACCAUCACAGGUUUGGACACUGAUUUCCAUAAUCAAAAUGUAGUCUUUCCCAGCACAAUUGUCUGUCCGGAAAUACCGUUCGACCAUGACAAAGCUUACGAUUGGGCAUACAGAACAUUAUCAAAUUAUGAUCACCCCACGGCAACUAUGAUCGCACCAUUUCUUGAGCUUUUAACAUCAUUAAACUUCGACAAUGUCAACGAAGCUUAUGCGCUCUCGACAUCCAUCUCGGCAAAUAUUUUGAAGGAAAUUAACUUGAGAGAAGCUGCAUUUAAAGUACACAUCAGCUGCGAAGACACCUUAACGGAAUGCAAAUACCGCGAUGAGCCUAUAUCGUGUUGUACACACUUCGAUCGAGUUUACACAGAGCAUGGCAUUUGCUUCGCUUUCAACAGUCGCUUCAAAUCAGAUGCAAAAGAAGAUGUCAAUGGAGCGGCGCCACAUGAUCUUUAUGAGACGGAUAAGAAAUGGGCUUUAUAUUUCGUGCCGAAUGGUACAGCUAAGGUUUUCAUUUUUUCAAACGAGGAAUAUUUUGGCAGCGACUUCAAUGCACAAAUAGAGUGGGAGGAUAAUCAGAAGGUCGAAGCACGUAUCUCCAAAAAGAACACCUAUACCACAGACGACGCCCGACAACUAACAAUUGGUCAGCGGAAAUGCAUCUUUUAUGACGAGGUCAAAUUGCAAUACUUCCCCGAGGGUUAUACAUUCUCCUCCUGCAUGAAGGAGUGUCGGAUGAAGCGCGCCAUUAAGUUCUGCAAAUGCAAUCCACCAUUUUAUAAACCGAUACCGAGCGUGCCCACAUGCGGCGUGUCUGAUCUGUUGUGCUUGGAAAAGAAUAAGGCGAACAUUACGAAUAUACGGAAUUGCAUGCAAUGUGAAUUAAGUUGCUCGAAGACGGUCUUUAAUAUUGAGAAACUGAUUAAAAACACCGAAAAGACCGAUGAUACGGGCGUUUUAGUGGAAUUUCUUACGUGGCCUAUUAUACGUUAUAAACGGGAGGUACUUUUCGGUUGGGUGGAUCUUUUGGUGUCCUUCGGUGGUAUUGCAAGUUUAUUUCUGGGUUUCUCGCUGCUAUCUGGUGUGGAGAUUAUUUAUUAUUUCACAUUAAGAGCCUGUUGCAUGGUGUACAAAAAUAGGCAAGAAUUAUAUGAAAUCGAAGAGGAAAUCAAAAGAAGACCGCCACCAGCAAUCAAUCUUUCACUGCGCAUUAUGUCCUAUGUUUCAAAGCCUGCACCACCCGGAGUAGAUCCUAACUUGAUCCGGAACAAUUUGAAUAGCAAACAACGUAACGAAAAAUCCAUUACACUGAGUAAACGAAACAAUUUUAAUAUGAAUGUACCAGAAAACAUCAAGGAGAUCAACCGGCGUCGAAAGGCCGAUAAGGACUAUACCGGAUAUUCAAAAGGGCUCUACAAAUCUACAAAGAUAAUACCGCAAUACACCGAUUCGAACGACGAGUGGAAAUAUGGACAAUAUCUACCCUGAUCACAUAAUCAUAAAUAAUUUAAAAGAAAAAGCUUGCAGUUGAUAUCACGAUAUCAGAAAACGAAUAAAAAAUAAGAAUAAUUAAAUAAUAAUGUAUUAAAUACUCACACAAAUUCAAAU
Molecule: messenger RNA, 2042 nt
Organism: Bactrocera tryoni
Lineage: Eukaryota; Metazoa; Arthropoda; Insecta; Diptera; Tephritidae
Gene: ppk23
Product: sodium channel protein Nach
Exons: 12
Coding region: 192-1922 (576 amino acids)
Biological process (GO): sodium ion transmembrane transport
Cellular component (GO): membrane
Molecular function (GO): ligand-gated sodium channel activity
Source: RefSeq, a predicted model, not a curated record